Thecamonas trahens ATCC 50062 is the source of this 1249-nucleotide messenger RNA. RefSeq names its product chain release factor A. The record is from RefSeq and is a predicted model, not a curated record. Gene Ontology annotation, molecular function: translation release factor activity. NCBI's taxonomy places the organism in Eukaryota, Apusomonadida, Apusomonadidae. Gene Ontology annotation, biological process: translational termination. The transcript has 2 exons. Bases 1 to 1191 code for a protein of 396 amino acids.
AUGGUGAUGACGGGCCUGCGCCUGCUGCAGACACAGCCUUUGGCUGCUGCGGCCUUUGAGUAUGCCUCGGUCCUCACGCCGGGUCUCCGCACCCGCGCCGAGGCUCUGGCUGGCGAGGCCGAGGCGCUGGCGGCGGCAGGCGCCGAGGCCGCCGCCCGCGGUGAAGCGCCCGAUGCUGCGGCCGGACGCCGUGCGGCCGAGCUAGCUCAUGUGGUGGCGCUAAGCCAAGAGGUCGCCAGCCUUACUGCUGACAUCGAAGCGCUCAACGAGCUGAUGGCCGAGGACGAGGCCGCCGGCGAGGAUGACGAGGCCGCAGCCGAGUUUGCUGAGCUCGCUGAUGGCCUGGCGACGGCCGAGCGUGCGCUUCGUGCUGCGCUCGUUCCGCGCGAUCCCGAGGACGACGCUGAUGUCGUGCUGGAGAUCCGUGCGGGCGCCGGUGGUGGUGAGGCCUCGCUCUUUGCUGCCGAGAUGUUUGCCAUGUACUCCAAGUACGCUGCCCGACGCGGCUGGCGGGUCGAUCUGCUCGCCGAGUCGGUCUCGGCCGUCGGCGGGAGCCAGAAGGUGGUGGCCGAAGUCAAAGCGCCAUCCAAGCGGGCGUAUGCUGCGCUCAAGUACGAGUCGGGCGUCCAUCGGGUCCAGCGGAUUCCCGAGACCGAAACAACUGGGCGGGUCCAUACCUCGACCGUCUCGGUCGCCGUCAUGCCGCUGCCCGACUCGGCGCUCGGCUCGGCCAACGCCGACAUUCCCGAGUCUGAUCUGCGCAUCGACACCUACCGCGCUUCGGGCGCCGGCGGGCAGCACGUCAACACCACCGACUCGGCCGUCCGCAUCACCCACCUCCCCACCGGCCUCGUCGUCACCAUGCAGGACGAACGGUCGCAGCACAAGAACAAGCGCAAGGCGCUACGCAUUCUCGGCGCACGGCUGUACGAGCUCGAGAUCGAGCAGCGCCAAGCCGAGCAGGCCACGCUCCGCAACGCCCUCAUCGGCUCGGCCGCCCGCUCGGAGCGCAUCCGGACCUACAACUUUCCGCAGUCACGCGUCACCGACCAUCGCAUCGGCCUCACUAAGCACGAUAUCGAUGCCAUGAUGGCUGGCGAGCUGCUCGACGAGUUCUCUGCCGAACUCGAUGCUGCUGCCCUCGAUGACAAGCUCGCAGCACUGGAGGCUGAGAGCGAUGCGAGCAAGUAGUCGACCAUAACUCCCCGAGCCGGCAUGGCUCCCAUUGAACCACCUGCCGCAUCAUCGA